GACGCCCUUGGCCACGCCCACCGUGACGCACCUGUCCUGUAGAAGGAAGCCGAAGUUCCGACGCUUCGUUGAAUUAAAGUGAGACCAAUGACUUAAAUGAAUACUUCGGCUUUGGUUUAAUCCCAUCUACGAGAUGAUGGUCAGAGAACACAUCGUCGUCGCUCUUUUGCUUCUCUUUUGCGCUGGUGGAAUAGACAACGCAGAUAUCACAAAUGGGAUUUCCAAGUAUUCCAUUGUGCGCCCCCAGCUCAUUCCUGCACAGAAAUCCAAUGACGAUGAGGACAUUUCAUAUGUGCUCCAAAUAGACAACGCGCCUCAGAUCCUUCAUCUAAAGAGGAACAGAGGCUUUGUACGUCCAGAUUUGUUCGCGGCUGAAAAUGGUAACCACACAGCGACACGUCGGAAACACGUGCAUUGUUAUUAUCAUGGAGAAGUGGAAGGAUAUGAGAACUCAGUGGUGGCGCUCAGCACUUGCUACGGUUUGAGGGGUGUGAUACUUUUCGCAAACGAGAGCUUCGCGCUUGAGCCUUUCCCUGACUCCGCCACCAACGAGCACCUCCUCUACCGUCUGUCUGACGUUCAGACCGGACCCGUUUCUUGCGGAGUCCUCCACGAGGAUACGGACACGCAAAGCCAUGAACCGUUCGAGGCUGAGGAAUCCAUGUCGGCUCUGCUGCUGCGGAAGAAACGCAAUCUGCCUCAGACCAGAUACGUGGAGUUGGUGUUGGUUGUGGAUAAUCUCCGGUAUCAAUUCAGGCAACAAAAUGAGACCCUGAUACGAGAUGAGAUGGUGGAAAUGGCCAACCUGCUCGACGGGUAUUACAGGCAGCUCAACAUCCGCAUCGUUCUCGUGGGCCUGGAGAUUUUUAGCGAAGCCAACCCCUUCGCGGUGGAGGGCUCUGCGAACGAUGUGCUGCGCAACUUCGUCAGGUGGAGGCGGUCCGACCUUUUGCAGAGGAACCGCCACGACGUGGCUCAGCUCCUAGUCGGUCGCUCAGGUGCGUUUCCAGGAGGUGUGCUGGGGAUUGCUUUUGUUGGUUCGGUGUGCUCCGACUCCACCUCUGGAGGAGUCUCAGCGUUUGGCGACGAGAGGCUGACUUUCGCCUCCACUGUGGUGGCCCACGAGAUGGGUCACAACCUGGGAAUGAGCCACGACAACACUCGCUGCGAGUGCAACGGAGGACCGUGCAUCAUGGCCGCCAGUGCCAGUGGUUCCACGAGUUUCAGCCGCUGCAGCGCCAGCGAUUUCGAGGCGCUGAUCCUCAGAGGGAGAGGUGUGUGUCUGAUCAACCAGCCCUCCAACCCAGACGUGUUUGGCAGCGCGUCGUGUGGCAACGGCUUGUUGGAAGAGGGCGAGGAGUGCGACUGCGGGACCACACUGGAAUGCCAGAAUGAAUGCUGCAUCGCCGCCACAUGCCGACUGACCACCGGGUCGUCCUGUGCUGAAGGGGAAUGUUGCAAUGACUGUCAGAUCAGAGUUUCGGGGACGUUGUGCAGAGGAGUGGGCAACUCUUGCGAUCUUCCGGAAUACUGCAACGGCAACAGCGCCUUCUGCCCCGAGGACUUCUACUUCAUGGACGGCCUGCCCUGCGAGGACAACGCCGCGUACUGCUUUGAGGGUCUCUGCCAGACGUACGACUCCCAGUGCAGACGUCUUUUUGAGCCAGAUCCGGCAACAAAGGCAGCAGACACUUGCUUCCUUAAUAUAAACACAAUGGGAACCCUUUUUGGGAACUGUGGAAUCGACAACAAUGGAGAUCUGAUCAGAUGUGCUGUGGAGGACGCCCUGUGCGGGAAGGUGCAGUGCACCGGCGUGGACGUCAACAACCCUCCUCCCGAUGCGCAAAUCAGCAUCCAAAUGAUAAACGGGUCCAUGUGCGUCAACGCCGACUUCAACCUGGGCCCGGACGUGCUGGAUCCUGCAUACGUCAAUUCCGGGAGUCCGUGCGCCGAAGGGAAAACCUGUAUGGAUUUCAGGUGCGUCAACGCCUCGGCUCUGCUGCCCGACUUGGACUGCGACAACGAGCGGACCUGCAACGGCCGCGGGGUGUGUAACAACCAAGGAAACUGUCACUGCGACGACGGCUGGAGACCACCGAACUGUGACAGGGCCGGGUCUGGGGGCAGCAUCGACAGCGGUCCCACCAAGAUAGACAACUCACUCAGGAACGGCCUGUUGAUCUUCUUCCUGCUCAUCGUACCCGUGCUGAUUCUGCUGGUUCUGCUGCUGCUCUACAUCUUCAGGAGAGACGCCUUCAAACCCUGCCUUCGACAACCCCGCCGUUCCAGGUCGCGUGAUGCCGGCGACGCAAAUAGACGUGCAAACGGCAAUACUGAGAGACACGCUACGACUCAUAUUUCUGGAGAUCUUCCCCCCCAGAGGCUCGACAAUCCACCGACCAACUCAGCUCCCAUCAGCGGGCACGGAGAUCUGGACUACUGGAACGAAGAGACAGGCCACAUCUCUGCGCCCGGGCGGGGACCCAGGCAGGGCCCCGGGGUACCCCGACCAAUCCCCAACUUGAAAUAACCCCCGUUUUUACACUUGGUAGCUUCUUCACAUGAUUCACAAUUUGGCGAGAGACUUUUUACACAACACAUUGGGUUAAUAACGCACAAUCGGUUUGCACAUCUUUUGAAGUUCACUGUUACGCAAGAAUAUGAAGUGUUUGUGAUAUUUAUUGGGAUGUAUGUUUUUACAUUUGCGGGGGGAAAGUGAAAUUUUAAAUGUAAUUAUUUUAUUGAUUUUGUGAAUUAAAGGUAGAAGGUAUUUUUGAUUAAUAACUGA
Messenger RNA from Nerophis lumbriciformis (worm pipefish), 2788 nucleotides. RefSeq names its product ADAM metallopeptidase domain 9b (gene adam9b). Gene Ontology annotation, molecular function: metalloendopeptidase activity. The record is from RefSeq and is a predicted model, not a curated record. Gene Ontology annotation, cellular component: plasma membrane. NCBI's taxonomy places the organism in Eukaryota, Metazoa, Chordata, Actinopteri, Syngnathiformes, Syngnathidae. Gene Ontology annotation, biological process: proteolysis.